Molecule: messenger RNA, 4886 nt
Organism: Lytechinus pictus (painted urchin)
Lineage: Eukaryota; Metazoa; Echinodermata; Echinoidea; Temnopleuroida; Toxopneustidae
Product: sulfhydryl oxidase 2-like
Exons: 9
Coding region: 17-1996 (659 amino acids)
Biological process (GO): protein folding
Cellular component (GO): Golgi membrane
Molecular function (GO): protein disulfide isomerase activity; flavin-dependent sulfhydryl oxidase activity
Source: RefSeq, a predicted model, not a curated record
AAGGGAUAUUCGCAAUAUGAGGGAGUAUAUUGCUGCAGAGAUCGAGGAGGAAGCUAAGAAACCACAUCGACUCAAGCCCUGGCCUGAUCUUCAACCCGCAGAGGCACCCUGGGUGAGUGACUUCUUUAUACAUCACCCAACCCAUCACUUCUUGGUUGUCAUCUUUCAAGGGAAUGAUAACUUCAUGGGAAAAGAGAUUAUCUUGGAUGUUUCAAACCAUGAGAGAGUCAAAGCAAGAUGGAUGAGAAAGGCAGAUAACCCUCUUAUUGAAAAAUGGGGUGUGGAUACAUUCCCCUCUGCAUACAUCAUAGAUCGUACAGGGAUACCUACAAAAAUUGUUGGAUCUGAUAGGGCCAGUUUCAGUGCAGCCAUCAAGAAACACAUCAAAGACAAUGCAGAUGAACUACCUCCUGUUGAACAACUCCUGGAUGAUACCAACCAUCUCCAUGGCGAUGAGAUGCUGGAUAAGGGGCAUCUCUUGGGACCGGAAGGAGGGGAUGGGAAAGCCAACAGGAGCGAGAGAGACGACAUCGAUAGCGACUUUGACGGGAGGGACGUGGACGAGGAUGGAAACCUAGAGAUGAAGGAGAAGGAGGAGAAAGGGAAGGAGCUGGGACUUAGCCUACUCUUGAGACCAGGAGACAAAGGGUUUGUGGAGAUGAACAAAGGAGGAGAAAAUGAUGGAGGGGAUGCUGGAGAGGAGGAAGAAGGACAAGGUGGAGCUGAAGCAGGAGGAGAGAAGGAAGCAGAAGGGGUGGGGAUACUCCAGGAGGAGGUUGGAGGUGCUGGUGUAGGUCUGGAUGACGUCGGAGUGGAUGACGGACCGGUAGAAGAUGAAGAAAGAGUUGGUGAAGAAGGAGAGCAUAAGAUGAUGUGGGAUAGAGUGAUGGAGAAGAACAAAGAAAAGGCAUUGAAAAAGAAAACCAACAACAGGCUGACUGAUAAGAGACCAAGUGAAUGGCCCAAAGUCUACAUGCUUGAUCUAGAGUCAGCUAUCCAGUACUCCCUCAGACAGGAGGUAUCUCUUUGUAGUCACAUCAAAGGAGAUGAUCUUCAGGCACUCACAGACUAUGUUGAUGUUCUCAGAAAGUAUUUUCCUGGAAGACCCGAAGUGAUGUCAUUCCUGACCAAUGUACAUCAGUGGCUGCUGGUGAAGGAAGGCACCAGUGUACCCAUAGAAGAAUGGUUGACCCUUGUUGAUCCAAGCAAGGAACCGGGACUCGGUCUCCCUGAUCAAGUCGAGUGGAUUGGAUGUCGUGGCAGCCAGCCUCAUUUCCGUGGUUACCCAUGCGGUCUCUGGACGCUGUUCCACACAUUGACCGUCUCCCAGGCUUCACUGAUCAGGAGAUAUGAUAAUGUCAGCUACAUGGAAGUACUUCAUGCCAUGAGAGGCUACAUUCUAGCCUUCUUCAGCUGCCAGAACUGCAGAGAGAACUUUCGUCAUGAAGUAGCUGACCUGGAUGACUCCGUCACUUCUCUUGACAGCGCCAUCUUGUGGCUUUGGCAGACCCACAACCGGGUAAAUAAGCGUCUUCGCGGGGACCUUUCAGAGGAUCCAGACCACCCAAAGCAAUCCUUUCCUCCACGGACAAUAUGCGCUUCCUGUUAUGCCAGCACCAACGUGGAACUGUGGGAGGAGAGACGAAUACUGGGAUUCUUGAAAGACUACUACAGCUUGCGGAAUUUUGCUUUCACCGGUCUCCAUGCGUCAAAUGGAGUCAUCUUAGAUGAAAUAGACUUGGGAUCUCGUGUCACCCUGAAUCCGGAGGGCGUGAAGGUCGACGUUCUGAAUCAUUUGCGGCAGCGGGAGAUGGAUUUUCGGUUGGCGGUCGAGACGAAAAAAUCUGGAUACUUUGGUCUCGGGAUCAAUGGGUUGGACCUCAGCAUGUGUAUGGUCCUAAACAUCAGUUGUGUGAUGCUUAUAGUGUGUGUUUACUUUGUCCUGGUAUGGAGGAGACGGAGAAGAACUCGAAUGUCGCGGCUUCUGCCUCGAUGAUGAAUCUUUAAGUGUGCUAUUAAAGUCAGAGACAAGAUGAAGACGAUUUUGCUAUUUAUUUUACAUGUAAAGAGACCCUGUGGUGAAGCGAGACCAAAGUUGGAUGUAGGUAGGUUGUGCUUUUAUACAGGUCAGAACUAUGGUGCAAUUUUUAAUUAUCCUUUGCUUAUCAUUUUUUGGUCAGUGUAUAUCUUUCUGUAUGUUCUAAUACAAGUGAUGUGCUCCUCAAGGCCAGCCUUGAUGACAAUCAUAUUGCCUUGACCUUGGCCCUUGUCCUUGGCCUCGGGGUAAAUGUACAUCUUUGGAUGAAGCCAGUUGUGACCAGGAAAUAUUUCAGAAAUAAGAAGAUAACAAUAUGUCAAUAGAGAUUUACAACUGUUUUUUUUUUAACAUCACUUGUAGUGGUGAGAUCCCCAUGGCUGCCCAUGGCCUUGAGGACAAUGUAUAGCCCUUGACCGUGGAUCUCUGGCCUUGUGCACAACACUGUCUAAUACCCCAAGGUAAUUGUAGUGACACUCAAACUCUGUAUCAACAGAUUGACAAAGCAUACAAAUUCUCCUCUCUCAGGAGAUAAAGAAGCUUAACACUAGUAUGAACUUAUCCUCAUUACUGUGUUUGGUAGAUCAGCUGUUUCAUGAAUAAAAACUGGCAUUCUAUAGUCUUUCUUUGACAAAUUUUCAGAUUACAGCUGCCAAUAGACGCCAGGGGUCCGUUUUUUGAAAACCAUGGACAAGUUUAUUAAUCUUUAUCCCCCAACCAUGAUUGUGUAAGAGAACAGGGCCCCACAUGUAUUUUUUAAUGUUGAAUGAUCUUUAUUUCUGAUUAACUACUUAAAAGCUCAUUUAAAUUGUUUAUUAUUAUCAUAGUAUUCUCAAAUAUCAUGAGAAUGAUCAUGUACAUUUAAUUGAACAUAAAACUGUCUUAUUUGAACUACUUAUCAAUUUGAUAUUGAAUUCACAUUUAAAUUAUUUUCUUUAAUUACUUCUGAUAUUGAACAAUCAUGUUCAUAGAUUAUGAAAUAUUCAUUAAAGUGUCAUCAGUAUCUACUUACAUGUAUAUGUUGAAAACAUUUCAUUGUCGAUUACCUAGACUGUAGGUUCAGUCAUACAGUGGUGCUAGAAUGUUAAUGAAUCCUACCAGAAAAUGAACAUAUUUAAAAUCGUUCAAAUUCUGCCACCUUUUCGCUAUUUGAUUGUGAAGUCAGGUGAUAAAAUUUUACCUUUUUUCUAUAUAGUUUUUUUCUCUUGGCUCGCUGGACAUUGUAGUGUUGUUGUUGUCUACGUUCAACACUCAGCAUGAAGGAAUGCAUUUUUUGGUGGGGUUCACUAAAUUCUUAAGCACCACUGUAUAUAUUAUAUAUCUUUAUUAAUCAUUAUGCUUAAAUUGAAGAUGUUGUUCUAGUCAUGUUCCAGAUAUUAUUUAUGUUGAAUAAUAUUUCAGAAAAUUUGAAAAUGCAAACUGAAAAAAAUAAUUUAAUUUUUCCUGUUUAUGUUGUAUCUUAUCUGGUGUAACAAGAUAAAAAUAUAAGAAAAAGACUAGAAAGUUUAAUCACAAAAGCGAAGGUGUUGAAAGUUGGAAAGGGUCUGAUUUUAGAACUUGUCACAGGUGACAAUGUUCCUAAGUCCGCCACUAAUUUCUAAAUUUCAGAAAACCCCCUUCUUUUUGUUGCAAUGACAGUAAUAAUCUAUCUAAAUCUUAGCUUAUCUAAAAUAAAAGAUAGCAAAUGAAGCCACUAAACAUAUUGCCCAUGAAAGAAUACAUGGUGAACCAUGAGGCAUAUAUAUCGAUUCAUUCAUCGCCAUAGAAACAUUCAGAGAAUCAAUAUUCUUUACCAUGGAAAACUUCAAAGAUUUUUUUGAGGCUAUUACAUGUAUGCCUGUAUGCCAUUCCAAGGAGGAGUCUAUCACAUGGCAUGCAAUGGAUGAUUUCAAGUACAGUGUUUUUAUCUGGUGUUGGUGUUGUGGCAACAAUGACACAUGUCACAACACAAUUCUUUAAGUGAAGUGUUGUGCACUGGCGUCCUCAACUGAGCAUUUUACUUUUUAGCACCAUUUUUCAUUCAUACAUGUAGCUGCUUUUUUAACUUUUCAAAGUUUAUAAAGACUUAAGUGAAUUGAAAAUGACAAAUAUACUAAGUACUAGUAGUAAUGAUUUUGUCAAUUUUAUCAGAAUAUUAUUUUCCAUAGGUUGUACUUAAAACAUGACCAUGGUCUGCAUAUUUGAUUCUCUUUUCCUGUCUAUGUUUAGUGGAGUUUUGGCCAAAACCACACAAUGGGACCCUUUAUCAUGAAUGGGGUAGCUUACAACUCAAAAUCAGAUUGAUUUAAUUUAAAAGGGAUUGGGCUUUAAGGGGAUUAAGAGGAUCUGGGUGUUCUCAAUAUUUUUUCCCCCAAAUAAUUCUCAGGCUUGAACACUCAAUUCAAUUUACUAAUAUUUGAAAGUCACAAUUCAAUUCCCCAUAGUUCAAAACUCACAAUUAAAUUCCCCAGAAUUUAAAAGUAAAAUUUCAAUUCUGUAGGCCCUACAGUCCAUGUUUGUAAGUUGCUUGCAUCUUACAGCCUCUAAAACUACAUGAUGAUAAUGAUAAUCCUAGAUUUGAUUUGUCUUGUGGCCAAUCCGCUCUGUAGAGUACUCAAGGCGAAAAUAAACUUUGAAUUUGGAUGUUUUUCACUCGUGAAUUGUUAUGGGCCAUGGUAGUGCGUUGGUCACUAAACUGCCUGCUCUUCCUGAAUAAAAAAAUGCAACUGUCAGCAUUGUCCUUUUGUCUUAAAUAAGUGCUUGUGCUAAAAUACAUGUAUUGUAUCGAAAGUUUAUUUAAGCAACAGAAUUAAUGAUAUUUCAUUAGGCGAUCUGUACUAUCUAAACAUGUAAUUUUAUUUCAGUAUAUUUA